AUGUCCAUCAAACCUACUCGGUCUGCUUCUAGCUUUACUUUUUCUACAAAAUACCCUCGUCAACACAAACCUCCAGUUUAUGGUGGUAAAGGAAAACAUCAAUCCAAGGGGAAAACUCCCAAACGAAGCGGCGCUGGUCUUGAUCGCAACAUUCGUCUUCCUGCUCGUCUUAGGUUGGACCAACUCAAGUCUACCUUUUCAAACACUGCAUCCAAAUCUAAAUCAUCUUCAAAAUCUCAUUUUGGCGGUAAAUACGAUACUGAUCUUUACAAUGGCUCAAAGCGCAAAUCUCAGUCUCGGGUUGGUGCUCAGUUUAAGCAUAGUAACGAGGAUCAAGUCUCUAAUAAAAGCACAAUAGCCAAGGCUUCUCGUUCAUUUCUGGGCAGAAGUAAACGUGAUCAGUACGAUGAGUAUGGCAAUAUAGUGAAUGCCACUCCUCAAUCAGCAGGCAGUGACCCAGUUGCUAGAUUUGGUCGCAAAAAGUCCAACACUUUACCUAGAUUUGGAUCUGGUCGAGCAUCCACAAAAUCUACUCCACUCCAACGCCCCAGUACAACAGUGAUACAAAAGACGCCAAAACCACUUGGUGCAAAGGCCAGAGCUGCCGCUGCUUUAUUCGAUAGAGCUCUUGGUCCAAAUGCUCCAGCUGUCAUGAAUCAGCAACUUAUAAAAAAACAAACACUGGAACGUCGUGCCGAGCACGCUAAAAAAUUCGAGCUUAUUGACAACCUUGGACAGGGAAAAAGUAGUCGGACUAUUCAGGACAUGAUUGAUACGGCAACUUUCGAGGGAAUGAAUCUGCAUCCCAAAGUGCUCGAGUCUAUUACCCAAGGACUCAAAUUUAAAGCCCCCACUCCUGUGCAAGCAAUGUGCAUUCCUAGGUUCAUCCACAGUACAGAUGAGGCUAUAUUAUGUGCAGCUGAAACUGGAACAGGAAAAACUGCCGCAUAUCUUGCCAGUGUGAUGCAUGUUCUUAAAGUCGAGGAAGACAAGGCAAUUGCCGGUACACUCAAAUUGGCUGUGCCUUUUAAAUUCGCCUCGUCCUUGCCCAAAUCUGAUAUCAAUGCCAAAAUUAACAAUGAUGCAUUUAGAGCGGUUGAAGCUAUUACAACGGACGGUGAUUCCAUCACAUCUGUUGCCGGACUUGCUUUGAUUCGUAAAAUACGUCGUCCACGAGCUAUUAUUAUUGUACCCUCUCGAGAUCUUGUUGCUCAAGUCACUGCGACCGCAAAGAUUCUUUCCCACAAGGCUAAACUGCGCGUUGUUGGCAUGCACUCUCGUUCAGACUACAAGGCUAGAGAGUUUGCCUUGUCUUCAGCACCCAUUGAUAUUUUGAUAUGCACACCUGGCAUGCUGACCAGUUUUACAGAAUCCAAAGACAUUGUUCUUACACAAACCAGUCUGAUUGUUGUCGAUGAGGCCGAUACACUAUUCGACACAAAUUUUCAAGAUGAUUUGAAACCCAUCAUUCAAUCUGUCAAGACAUUUUCCAAAAAUCAAGGUCGCACAUGUAGAUUUUUGUUCACCACUGCCACGCUACCAAAGACUCUCAAUCUAGCAGUACUGGAUGAAUUUCCAGAGCUUCGACGAGUUUUUACUCCAAAUCUUCAUCGUACCCAAGCCAAGCUACAUCAAAGUUUUUUACGUCUAGACAGUUCCACUACAAAACCAAACAUGCUUUUGGAAGUUCUUCGCCGUGCUGUAUUGGAAACGGAUCGAAUCAUUAUAUUUUGCAACCGUCGUAGCACUUGCAAUACUGUGUCUGACCACUUGAGAUCCAAAUCCUAUGAUGUUGUGACAUUGACAAGUUCUGCCGAGAUAAAAAACCGCACAAAAUCAUUGGAACAGUUUCUUAAUCCAGAGUUGAUAAAGGAACCUUUUGAAAAGCUGGAAGCCAUGUAUGGCAAUGAAGAUGAAAAACAUGUCGUGUCACCAUCAGUUGUGGAGAUGCAGGUUGAAGGGUUGUCGAAGCCUCCACUUGGUAAACCUAUGAUUAUGGUUGCAACAGAUAUUGCGUCAAGAGGAUUGGACACCACACCAGUAGGACAUGUGAUUUUGUACGAUUUUCCACAGACUGCUAUCGACUAUUUGCAUCGUGUGGGUCGAACUGCACGAAAUGGCCGCAGUGGUCGUGCUACCUCCAUUAUUGCACACCGUGAUGCUAGUUUGGCAGAGUUUAUUAGCAAGGCAGUCAAGAAGCGUGACAUGCUUGCUUGA
Molecule: messenger RNA, 2217 nt
Organism: Batrachochytrium dendrobatidis JAM81
Lineage: Eukaryota; Fungi; Chytridiomycota; Chytridiomycetes; Rhizophydiales
Exons: 1
Coding region: 1-2217 (738 amino acids)
Molecular function (GO): ATP binding; RNA helicase activity; mRNA binding
Source: RefSeq, a predicted model, not a curated record